AUGUCCUCGGAACAAUAUCCCGUGCAUCACCACGGCAUCUACCACAACCUGCCCUCCUUCUCCCCAUCCAUCAAGAACCUCACAGCAAUCAUAACUGGCGCAAAUGGCAUCUCCGGCUUUGCAACCCUACGAGCCCUCCUCGACCACCCAGACCGCUGGAGCAAGAUCUACACCAUCUCGCGCAGUCCUCCUCCGGCGGAGAUGCUCAGCCUCCUCACACCGUCUCAGCACUACAUCUUCUUCUACUCCUACCUGCAGCCACGGCCACCGGCCGGGUCCGCGCCAUGGACAAACGCGCAGGAACUAGUCCGGGUCAAUACUGCGCUUCUCACCAACUUCCUAUCCGCACUCUCCCUCAGCAAGAUCAAACCACGCCGCAUUGCCCUCCAAACCGGCGCAAAGAACUAUGGCGUGCACCUAGGCCGCAUCCGCACUCCGGCCAUCGAAUCAGACCCCCGCGUCACCCUCGAGCCCAACUUCUACUACCCCCAAGAAGACGCGUUGUGGGACUGGUGUGCAUCCAAUAACGUAGAGUGGAACGUUAUUCGGCCGUCGUGGAUCAUCGGUGCAGUCAAGGCUGCUCAGAUGAAUGCACUGUAUCCGUUCGCUGUUUAUGCGGCUGUUGCGGCGCACCGCGGGCAGCCGCUGGUUUUUCCGGCGGAUUGGUCUGCUUGGUUGCUGGAGUCGCAUCAUGCUACGGCGAGACUGACUGGAUACCUCACCGAGUGGGCGGUGCUAGAGGAUAAGUGUAGGAAUGAGGCUUUUAAUGCGCAGGAUACCAGUCCGUUGAGUUUUGAUCGAUUGUGGGAGGAGCUGGUACGGUGGUUCGGGGUUGAGAAGGGUGGUGUUAGGCCAAAGGACGAUGAGAGUGGGAUGGAUACUGUUGUUGGGAAGGGGGGAAGUCAUAAUCCUGUUGGCGGCGGCCCUCCAGUUACACUCAAGUUCUCAUUUACCCUCCAACACUGGGCCAAGCAGCCCGAAAACGCCGCAGCAUGGCGCGAGAUCAUGGCCGCGAACCCCAGCGUGACAGUUGAUCCUUUCCAGGACGUGGAAGGCUAUUUCACAUUCGGGGACGCUGCCUUUGGGGGUGUUGGCCAGUUGUCAAUGAAUAAAGCUCGACGACUGGGCUGGACCGGAUUCGUCGAUACGAGGGAGAGUAUCUUUGAGAUGUAUCGCGAGAUGGAGGGAUUGGGUAUGUUGCCACGGACUAAGGUGGAUGUGGCGAGACCGCUGGCGUAA
This is a messenger RNA of Penicillium riverlandense, 1239 nucleotides long. RefSeq names its product SDR family oxidoreductase. The transcript is spliced from 3 exons. The record is from RefSeq and is a predicted model, not a curated record. The coding region runs from base 1 to 1239 and encodes 412 amino acids. Lineage: Eukaryota; Fungi; Ascomycota; Eurotiomycetes; Eurotiales; Aspergillaceae.